UCAAAAGCAAUCUGUCUCCCUCUCCCUGCUUGCCAUGCCCUUCCUUAUUGCUUUUCUAGCCCUGUCUCCACUGCAUGCUCCCCUGUCUUGCGUUGUCCCGCCUUCGCCACCCUACCUCGUGCCGCUGUCGUUGCCCUGCAUUGCGCCGUCGCCUUGUCUGUGGAUGUUGUUGUGUGGGUGUUAUAUCGCACGAUGCACCCUAUUGCGGCCUGUGGGUAUUACCGUCUUGGAAGUUGCUAGUGUCAUCGUCGCUGUUGCUCUCUUCUCCGCAGUGGUGCCGCCGGUUUAGGGUCAAACUCGGCGGGAAACAAGUUGAGGCUUUAAUUCCAUCUGAUCUCCAAGGGUUGACUGAAUAUGAACAGAAGGUUUUGGAAGCCCUUAAGCCGAAACUUAAGGCCGGCAUCGAAAAGGGAAUUGGUUUUUCUCAUAAGCAAAUGGUAUUUUCUGACUGAAAUUGAGGGAGUUGAGCAAAAAUCUGAUUUAGGCUGAAAAAGGACUGCUGAUGCUGUUGGAUCCUGACCUCCCUGCACUCGGAAUAGAUUUUCUAGAGCUACAGAAGUCCAAUUGACACGCUCUCAAUUGGGUUGGAAAGUAGACAUCCAGGGCUUUCCAGAAAUAUAUAAUAGUCCAUACUUUGCGCAAAGAUAGACGACGUAAACUGGCGUUCAACGCCAGUUCCAUGCUGCAGUCUGGCGUCCAGUGCCAGAAACAGGUUACAAGUUGGAGUUCAACGCCCAAAACACGUUACAACAUGGCGUUCGACUCCAGAAACAGCCCAAGCACAUGAGAGACUUAAGUCUCAGCCCCAGAACACACCAAGUGGACCCCAGAAGUGGAUUUAUGCACCAAUUAUCUUAGUUUACUCAUAUUCUGUAAACCUAGGUUACUAGUUUACUAUUUAAACAACUUUUAGAGACUUAUUUUGUACCUCAUGACGUUUUUAGAACUGGAUUUUAUAUUUUUGGCAGCAUGAGUCUCUAAACUCCAUUGUUGGGGGUGAGGAGCUCUGCAGCGUCUCGAUGAAUU
Messenger RNA from Arachis duranensis, 1026 nucleotides. RefSeq names its product malate dehydrogenase, chloroplastic. The transcript has 3 exons. Gene Ontology annotation, cellular component: mitochondrion; cytoplasm. Lineage: Eukaryota; Viridiplantae; Streptophyta; Magnoliopsida; Fabales; Fabaceae. The record is from RefSeq and is a predicted model, not a curated record. Gene Ontology annotation, molecular function: L-malate dehydrogenase (NAD+) activity. Bases 75 to 452 code for a protein of 125 amino acids.